AUGUCGUGUUUAUCGGCACCUGCGGACUGCGCAAUUGUUUGCGACAAUGGCUCGGGCGUUGUAAAGGCCGGUUUUUCGGGCGAGGACGCACCACGCGUAAUGUUUGCAAGUGUAACUGGGCGACCCCGUCAUUUCAUGGCCAUGGUCGGCAUGUCCGCGCGCGAGGUCUACGUAGGCGAUGAGGCGCAGGCCAAGCGCGGCGUGUUGUCUCUGUCGUACCCUAUCGAGCACGGCAUCGUGACCAACUGGGACGACAUGGAGGCGGUUUGGCGGCACACCUUUCACAAUGAGCUGAGAGUGGACACCACCGAGCGGCCUAUCAUGCUUACAGAGGCGCCUAGGAACCCCAAGAACAACAGGGAGAAGACCACGGAAAUUAUGAUGGAGACGUUUCAGGUCCCCGCGCUGUACGUGGCCAUUCAGGCGGUGCUGUCUCUGUACGCCUCAGGGCGAACCACAGGGAUGGUGCUGGACAUCGGAGACGGCGUGUCGCAUGCGGUGCCUGUGUAUGAAGGUUUUUCGAUGCCCCACGCCAUUCGUCGACUGGAUGUGGCUGGGCGGGACGUCACACAACACUUGUCUCGCAUGUUGACUGAGUCCGGAGUCAAGCUGAUCAACACUGCUGAGAUGGAAAUCGUGCGCGACAUCAAAGAGCGCUUGGCGUAUGUGGCUCUGGAUUUUGAGUCGGAGCUGCGAGUGGCUCGAUCCAAUUCCGUGAUGUGCAAGGAUUAUCAGCUUCCGGACGGCACCACCAUCAGCGUGGGGGAGGAGAGAUUCAGGUGCUCGGAGGUGCUGUUCGACCCGUCGCCGUUGGGCCUGGAGCAGGGAAGCGGCAUCCACAAGAUGUUGACGGAUUCCAUCAACGCUUGCGACAUCGACGUGCGAAAGAACCUACUGGAGAACCUGGUGCUGUCCGGCGGAACGACGAUGGUGGAGGGGAUUGCUGCGAGGCUGACCAAGGAGGUUACGGCCAUGGCGCCCCCCUCUGCUACGGUACGUGUGGUAGCGCCUCCGGAGCGCAAAUUCCUGGUUUGGAUAGGCGGCAGCGUGCUGGCGUCGUUGGCGUCCUUUUCUAGCAAAUGGGUCACUCGAGACGAGUACGACGAGUAUGGGCCGUCCAUCGUACACCGCAAGUGCUUCUGA
Molecule: messenger RNA, 1143 nt
Organism: Volvox carteri f. nagariensis
Lineage: Eukaryota; Viridiplantae; Chlorophyta; Chlorophyceae; Chlamydomonadales; Volvocaceae
Gene: Nap1
Product: actin-like protein
Exons: 8
Coding region: 1-1143 (380 amino acids)
Source: RefSeq, a predicted model, not a curated record